GUAUUUGUCUUCUGUAAGCAUCAACACAGCAAUGCCAAAGUAAGUAAACAUAUUUGACUUAAAAUGAAUCAAAUUUACUAUAGAUGGUAUACAUUUGUUUAAAUAUGAAACUGCGAACGCCGUUAACAUCAUUCGAAGGCAACCCGUUGUGUGUUUGGGAAGGUAUGAAGAGUACUGUUCAGUCACAGACAUAUACCUUAUUAAUAUUACAGAAUAUACAGUACAAUCUCAUACACAAAUACUCAUAAAUAGAAUUGUCCAUGUCACUUCAUGUCAAUGAAUAUGACGACACGAAAAUUACAUUAGAAACUAAGAAUAGACAAUUGCACUUGUAAACUCGAACCCACCAAAAAGGAUGAAGCAAUAAACUAUUUACUUUAUUGCUGCCAAGUACCUAAGUAAAUGCACUGAAAUGUAACCCCCGCACAGAGUAAUUGCACCCUAUCUAAAAAUACACUCACAUGGAGCCUGUGCGUUCCUUCCUAUACAAUAAGAGUACCACUGCUAGCUAUAUAAGGAGAUCCAUUUGUUCAAUAAAACUCAGUAUCAGAAACAACCACAACUGCCUGUCACUAAUUUUCCCAUCGCAAUCAUCAGAGGCUGUCGCCGUGUCUUCAGAUCCUGAUUUCGCGGUCAUACAUCGAUGCAUCGAAGAAUAAAUCCGAUGUAUCAAUCCAACAUCGAUGUUUGAUUUUGACAACAUCGAUGGACAUCGACAUCGAUGUUUUCAUUCAAAUUUACAUCACUAGGGAGAAUUCACGUAUACAAUUUUCGCGAACGGUGCGAAACGAAAUAAAAAAUCGGUGAAAAUUUCCGGCUUAUCGAUAUUAUUUUCCAGAAAUACAAAAUCGUAUCUGACAAUAACCCAAACGCGCGAGUUAUAAUAAUUUUAUUUGAAAAAUGACUCCGACUCCAAAGCCAGCAGCCAAAGAUGCACCGUCAAUAACUUGCGACGACGAAUCGUUGGUCAACGCGGCAGAACUCUUCCUGAAGCGCACGAAGUCAUUGAAACGCACUCGCGAUAAGAAGCAGCGCUUACUUCGCCAUCUACGCAAGUCGAUGAAACCGAAAAAUGCCCUGAUCGUUCUCAACGAGCUCAAUAAGGAUAAGGGCAUUAAAAUAAGUGAUUUUACCAUCAAUAGCAAUCCUAAUGGCAGCUACACUGCCAUAGUCACGGUCAACUCGAACCAGUACCAGAAAACGGCGUUCUCCAAGAUGGCGGCCAAGAAAUUGGCCUGUGAGGCAGCAUUGCGUGAUUAUGCCAUUGCAAAAAUGAAGGCAACACCACGCAAACCGAAGACCAAUGAUGAGGAAAACCAACCAUCGACCAACCAUGUCGCAGAACCCAUGGACAACGAUGGAAGCGACACUGAAAGCAAAGACGAUGCAAAAAUGAAGGCAAGACCACGCAAACCGAAGACCAAUGAUGAGGAAAACCAACCAUCGACCAACCAUGUCGCAGAAUCCAUGGACAGCAAUGAAAGCGACACUGAAAGCGAAGACGAUUUCCUAAAGCUCAAUUUGGCAUCGUAUGCAAUGUAUAAAUUAUUCAGAAAGUGGAAGCGCAACGGUUACUUUCGGGACGAACAGCAUCCAUUGGCAAAAGCACAGCCGCAGCAGGAGGACACCAAAGCAGCAGUUUCCAUCGUCCCCAAGGAACAGAAGAAUCCACGAGGCCGUGCCGAAUUGCCACCAAACUGGCAGACCAUGCACCCGGCCUCAUUGCUCCAAAUUAUGCGCCCUGGAAUUAAGUAUUUUCAUUAUGACAAGGACGUCGAGCUCCAACGUAUCGGUGUGAUCGUUGACAACCAGAAGAUUACGGCCUAUGGGUGCUCAAAGAAAGUAGCACGGCGCAAUGUGGCCGCGAAUGCUUGCAACAUAUUGUUCGGUACCAAUUUCACACCUGGAGGGUAAAACCCAAAAAAUGAUCAACAAAAGCAUAAAUAAUUUUAAAAUAUUUCUCCGGAUGAAGAAUAAAUAUUUUGCUUAAAUUUAA
This is a messenger RNA of Drosophila miranda, 1996 nucleotides long. RefSeq lists its product as uncharacterized. Lineage: Eukaryota; Metazoa; Arthropoda; Insecta; Diptera; Drosophilidae. The transcript has 2 exons. Bases 901 to 1914 code for a protein of 337 amino acids. The record is from RefSeq and is a predicted model, not a curated record.